Molecule: messenger RNA, 5021 nt
Organism: Daktulosphaira vitifoliae (grape phylloxera)
Lineage: Eukaryota; Metazoa; Arthropoda; Insecta; Hemiptera; Phylloxeridae
Gene: fra
Product: neogenin
Exons: 28
Coding region: 492-4778 (1428 amino acids)
Biological process (GO): cell-cell adhesion
Cellular component (GO): membrane
Molecular function (GO): protein binding
Source: RefSeq, a predicted model, not a curated record
UGGAUCAGAUGAAGCCUACCCGUAGGACCGUUAUCUUGUACACCCUCAAAUCAAAAUGGUUGUCGGUUGUUUAGCGUCUUGCCUAUACUUCCUUAUAAUAUGAUAUCUUUUUGUUUUUUUUUAUCAGUUUCCCCAACUUUAAAUCAAAAUAAUAUACAUUUUAUAUCUAGAUAUCAUAAUUCUAUAAACGAUUUUAUUAUAACAGUUAUUACAAAAUAAUUAGUUUGUAAAAUAAUGAAAACAAUAUCAAAUAAAUCAAUAUCUUAAAAUAUAAUAUAUUUCUUAUGUGUUGAUUAUUUUGAUUACUUAUAGCCACGCAUUUUCUUUAGUGAUUAUUAGAAUUAUAAUUAGUUUAACAUUAACUUAGAAUAUAUUUACAAUUAUCAUCAAGAUUUUAUAAUUUAGUUUCUAAAAAAUUUCUGGGAAACAUUAGUAAAAUCAUGUAUGGCGAGUAGAUCUAGUUGUGCGCUUAGGCUUUCUUAUUUUUUACAAUGUUAAGAACUAACAAAAAACAAGUAAAAUGGAAACUAUUAUUCUAUUGUUGGAUAAUUGCACUCAUUGCAAAUGUUCAAGGAAGCGUCAGAUUUAUAACAGAGCCUAGCGACAUUAUUACAUCAGCAGGAAAAACAGUUCGGCUUGAUUGUGAAGCAAAGUUUGAUAGUGUUGUUACACAUCCACAAAUAAGAUGGAGAAAUCCUGAUGGAGAAAAUUUUGAUUUUAUUGGAGACACACACAGAUCUGUGUUAAGUAAUGGUUCAUUACUUAUUAAAAAUAUAUUUAACAAUGAUGAAAAAGAGGCAUCUGAAGGAUUUGAAGCAUAUCAAUGUGUUGCGUUUGUUGAUAAUAUUGGUUCAGCUGUUAGUCGUACAGCAACUAUUACUCUUGCUCGAUUAUCUCCUUUUGAAAAACAGCCUAUAAAUCUUAAACUGUCUCCUGGACAAACUGCAUAUUUUUCAUGUGUUAUUAACUCUCAACCAUCACCUAGAAUUGUUUGGCUUAAAGAUCAUUCACCAUUAAUAGUGGAUGAUUCCCGCAUGACAAUAUUCCCAUCAGGAUCGUUGGAAAUUGAUGAUGUGCAUAAAGGAGAUGCUGGGUCAUAUCGAUGUAAUGUCACUGGAUUAGAUAGGCAUAGACUUAGUGAUCCUGGUGUUUUAAUAGUUGAAGACAAUGAAGACCUUCUAAAAAGAUCAAAGGCUCCUGAAUUUGUGGCUAAACCACAUUCAACAAUAGCUUUAGAAGGAUCUGUAAUUACAUUAGAUUGUGCAGCAGUUGGUAACCCUAGACCACAAAUUUCAUGGUUAAAAGAUGGAACUACAAUUGAUGUUUCGUAUUUAGACAGCCGUUUCAGAAUAAUAGGAACAGGUGGUCUUCAAAUUGCCCAAGUAAAUAAGAAAGAUGAUGGAAAUUAUGUUUGUCGAGCUGAAAACCAUGAAGAUUCUACUGAUGUUUCUGCUACACUUGAAGUUCAAAGCAAACCAAUUUUUAUUCGUAAACCUAAAGAUACUAUGGUUCUUGAAAAAGAAGAUGUUACAUUAGAAUGUGAUGUAGAAGGGAAGCCCACUCCACGAAUCAUAUGGUUAAAAAAUGGAGAUAGAAUAAAACAAGACGAAUAUCUCCAAUUUGUUAAAGGUACAAACCUUAAAAUACUUGGCUUAAUGACAAUGGAUACUGGUAUGUUUCAAUGUUUAGCAUCAAAUCCAGCUGGAAAUAUUCAAGCUUCAGCUUUUUUAAAUGUUCUUCAUGCAGACUCUUUACUUAGCACCAACUCAUCCUUAAAUAUAAAUAAUGAUACUAUCAACUCAUUAUCUAUAGCUGAAAAACCAAAGGAUUCAAAGAUAAAUCUUCCAUCAGCACCCAGAUCAUUAGAAGUAAAAUCAGUAUCAACUAGAUUUGCAACAUUAACUUGGACUAACCCUAUAAAAUCAAAUGGAGAUAUCCUCACAUAUACAGUUUUUUACCAGCAAGAAGGAUCUGAUAGAGAGAGAAUGACUAACACGUCUUUAACCGAAAUUACAAUUACGAACUUGCUACCAGACAAACAUUAUUUAUUUAGAAUAACUGCUAUUAAUGAGUAUGGGAUUGGAGAAAGUUCACCUCGUUUAAAAGUUUUAACAAAACCAGAGGUAAACUUACCUGGACCUCCUUUGAAUGUGACAGUGAUCCCUACAUCUUCUUCCUCUAUAUUUGUGUCUUGGGCUAAACCAGAACAAGGAGCUGAAACAAUAAAGGAAUACAAAUUAUUUUAUAUUGAAGAUUAUUCUACUGAAGAAAAAUUUGUUAUUACCAAACAUUCUGAUUAUGAGAUCACAAAUCUUAAAAUUUUUACAAAAUAUAAAGUCUGGGUUGUUGCGUAUAAUCAAAAUGGACAAGGUCCUAGCUCUUUAGAAGUUAAUGUGACGACAACAUCUUCAUCACCAUCUAAACCACCACAAGAUGUUAUGGUGGAAGCUGUUUCUGAUACAGAAAUUUCUAUUAAAUGGGUACCACCACCCAAAUUGAGUCAAAAUGGAGUAAUAACUGGCUAUAAAAUAAGGUAUAGAAAACGAGAUAAAAAGUCUUUUGGAGACACCAUAACAACAGCUGGAGAUCGUACUAGUUAUCAAAUUUCUAAUUUAGAUAAAAAUUCGGUAUACCAAGUUCGUUUAUGGACUUUAAAUACUGAAGGAAUUAGUCCACCAACGGAUUGGUUAACUGUUGAAACAUUUGAAAGUAACCUCAGGGAAAAUACUGUUCCUGAUCCACCAGAGAAUUUUAAAGUGCGAGCAUAUUCAAACUCAUUGGUAGUUACAUGGUCACCACCUAAAGAAAAAGCAAUUAUGGUAAGAAAGUAUACACUAUCUUGGGGUAAAGGCAUUCCAGACGUUUAUGUUGAAGAUUUGGGUCCUAAAACUCGACAAUAUGAAAUUAAGGGCUUAGAAUCUAAUGCUGAUUAUGUUUUGAGUCUUGCUGCUAGUAAUGAAAUGGGUGUCAGUCCAAUAGUUUAUCAAAUGGCUAGCACAAGGGACCAUAAUAUUAAUACAUUAGAAACAAAUAAUCUUAUUCCACCUAUUGGAUUAAAAGCUAAUGUUAUAUCUCCAAAUGCCAUUGAAGUGUCAUGGACUGAUAAUUCUCUCCUUGAUUUUGAUUCUAAUGUUAAUGAUGAACGUUUGUAUAUUAUUCGUUAUAAUGCUUAUGCUCCUGGUAAUGAAAAAUAUAAAUAUUCAAAUACCACUGAUUUGUCAUGCAUUAUCAACGAUUUAAAACCAAAUACACAGUAUGAAUUUACUGUUAAAUUAGUGAAAGGCCAAUUUGAAAGUGAGUGGAGUAUGCUAGUAUCAAAUAAUACCAAAGAAGCCAAACCAGCUUCUCCUCCUAGAGAUUUAACAGCUAUUAAAAUUGAUGACAAGCCUCAAAUGAUAACUUUAAAUUGGCAACCACCAAAAUAUUCAAAUGGACAAAUUGUUGCUUAUAUUGUAUUGUAUUCUAUUGAUGAAAAAAGUCCUGACUCUGAUUGGGUGUCUGAAACUAUUGAAGGUGACUUAAUGUCGUACACUAUUAAAGGACUAACGCCCAAUACAAACUAUUUUUUCAAAAUUCAAUCAAAAAAUUCUGUAGGUUAUGGUCCAUUUAGUACAACUAUCAAUAUAAAAACACUAUCAGCAACAAAUGUACAUAACAGUGAUGGAACAUCUUUAAAAGAUGGAAAAAGUGGUAUCAACAAUACUACUAUUUUAUAUAUACUGAUUGCUUGUUGUUUGCUUCUGAUAUCAUGUAUUGGCAUUGGAAUUGUUUUAUUGUGUUGCAAACAAGACCGACCUAUUAAUAAUAGAAGUAAAAAAGGAUAUAUUAAAGGCUCAACUGGUAAAGCCAUAAAAGCAGCACAAUCUCCGAACUUAAAACCACCAGAUUUGUGGAUACAUCAUGAUCAGAUGGAGUUAAAAUCAAUUGAAAAAUCUUCUCAAGGUUCACUUGAUACAAGUUCUGGUUGUGGCCAAGGUAGUACCAACACAUAUGAUGGUACUGAUACUCGUGUCACAAUUCACCAUGUACCACAUUCUACCAAUUCGUUAGACAAAAGUAACUACGUUUCUUCUUAUGUAGGUAACUCAUUAAUGCAACCUUUAUUAUCAGAAGAAAGAAUGUCUACAUUAAAACGUUCUAAACCUAAACCUGUUGUUUUACCUAUUGAUGCAUUUGAUUCUAUUUAUAAUGAUACUAUGUCAACAUUAUCUAGUCAUGAAUCUCGUUCUCCAUAUCCUAGAUCUCAGUAUGCAACAACAAGAGCUCAUGUUACAGUUGAUUUAACAGCUGGUGCCCCAGAAAACAAUUAUAUUGUCCAAGCUACAACUAUUCCAGAAAAGUAUGAAUCUAUACCAGUAACAUCUACAUCCAGUAUUCAACAGCAUACUGGCUCAUUAAAUACGAGUGAAAAAAGGCAGCAAGGACAUCCUUUGAAAAGUUUUAGUGUACCAGCUCCUCCUCCACAGUCUGCACCAUCAACUCCUCAACAAAAACAUAUAGUUACAGUAAGACCUCAAGGCUCAUCUAGUCCAUACAAGAAACCUAUUACUUAUUCAACAGUUAAUAGUUCACCAACAAACACAGCAUUAUUAAGUGGUCAAAAAAUAUGGAAACCACAAAUAAAUAAUUCUAAUUCCAACGAUCUUGGACCAGAAGUUGAAUCCCUCAGUAAAAUUCAGACAUCAUAUAGCACAGAAGAAUUAAAUCAAGAAAUGGCUAACCUAGAAGGUUUAAUGAAAGAUCUGAGUGCAAUUACUGCAUCUGAAUUCCAAUGCUAGAUUUAAAUAUCAUACUAUUUGACUAUUAUUUUUGGUGACCAUUAUUAUAAAAAUAACUUGUGUAUUUAUCUUCAAAUUUAAUAUUCGUUAAGACUGACCUCUAAUAAAAACAAGAGAACUUAAUUAUUAAACUUGGUGUUCAAUUUUUAUUUUAUUAAUAAAAUUUUUCUAUGUAUAUGUUCUUAAAAAUAUAUUUUUUCAUCAGUAUAUUCAAUCUUUCUUUGUUAAAAGUUGAAAAGACAU